Messenger RNA from Cajanus cajan (pigeon pea), 402 nucleotides. The record is from RefSeq and is a predicted model, not a curated record. NCBI's taxonomy places the organism in Eukaryota, Viridiplantae, Streptophyta, Magnoliopsida, Fabales, Fabaceae.
AUGGAUCAUUUGGUAGCUAAUCGGCCACCUGGUUCGACCACUCGGGUGCCAAUUGGGUGUCGGCUAUCAGGUGGCCGAGUGGCCGAGCCAGGAGAAGGGAAGUGUCACCAUAUUCAAUUCAACGCUCACCAUUUGCUUAGUUUAUUUUCCUUUCCCAGUUUGAAUACAAUGUCUUCUUCCUCUAGUUCAUGGACUGCUCAGGAAAACAAAGCCUUUGAAAAUGCUCUAGCUGUUUAUGACAAAGACACCCCAAACCGUUGGUGCAACAUUGCAAGGGCUGUUGGUGGAAAAACUCCUGAGGAAGUGAAGAGGCACUAUGAUAUCCUUGUGGAGGACAUCAGGCGUAUUGAGACGGGGCAAGUGCCCUUUCCAAUUUACAGGAACCUCAAAGAUGGUGCAUGA